This is a messenger RNA of Pichia membranifaciens NRRL Y-2026, 624 nucleotides long. RefSeq lists its product as hypothetical. The transcript has a single exon. The record is from RefSeq and is a predicted model, not a curated record. Gene Ontology annotation, cellular component: RNA polymerase I complex. Lineage: Eukaryota; Fungi; Ascomycota; Pichiomycetes; Pichiales; Pichiaceae. The annotation marks the transcript as partial. Gene Ontology annotation, biological process: DNA-templated transcription; DNA-templated transcription initiation.
GAUACGGGGUUGUCGAGAUGUUUCCACCGUAUUAGAGCGAAGAUGUACCUCUCGCUGGCGCCGUGCUAUCUAGAGACGCCGAUCGAGGGUCUGCGCCAGCAGCACCUUGAUCCGCUGAUAAUGUCGUACAACCCGACGGUCGAAGGGGUCAUCAUUACAUACAACAACGUGCGUCUGGCGAAGGAGAACAUCAAUAAUGAUACGGAGGACGGCAGCACGGAGUUCAAGUUCGUCGCUAAGGUGUCAGACGAGAACCCGUUCUCGUUUGUAUCGGCGGUGGUCGACUUUGUUGUCUGGAGACCGCGUGUCGGCGACGUGCUGGAGGGGUACAGCAUCAUGCAGUCACAGAGUCACAUUGGUCUGCUCAUCAACGACGUGUUCAGCGCAAGCAUCAAGAAGUUCUACAUCCCGGAGGACUGGUACUUUGUGCCUAACCAGGCCGACGAGACAAGCACGGACGAGAACAACUUCAAGCGGUUGGGUCAUUGGUGUGACUCAAACGAGGUGCCGGUUGGGGGCAAAAUCAAGUUCACGGUGCGUGGCAUCCACGUCAAUGGCAAGGGCCUGUCCAUCGAGGGCACGCUCCUUACGCCGGACAUGGAGAGAGACAGCCAGCCGGUGAUG